CCACAAGACUACGGGGAUGAAGAGCCGACUGAAAUUCUCUGACGAUUCCCAUCGGGAGAAGGUGUGGUCACCAGAAAUGGUUUUCUACUACAUGAACCUGCUAUUUGACGAGUACAAUACGGGAACGCGAUUUGUGCUCUUUAGAUCACGCGACAGCUAUGGCCCAAAAACUAGACAUCCCGAGCUCACAUUCCACCCCUUUCUGUGGGCAGGCGACUGGCACCUAGCAAUUGGGUUCCACGAAAGCCAGAAAAUAGUAUUGGUAAACUGUUCUGAAUUGCAACCAGAGUCUGAUGUGGGGUUUCCGCUUCGAUCAGUAUUGAAAAUAGAGGAUUUUGUGAUCUAUUUUGGGCACAAGGUCAACAAGUCCACCCUGAAGAAACCAUACAGAGUGACGAACUUUAUUGAGCCCCUGUGUCCAAUCAACGCAAUCAACCUGCUCUCACUUGUAUUCACGUUCUGCGUCUCGCCUACACACCUCAAAGAAAUGUUCACUUCGCCAAACCCCGAGCUUCGAACCUUUGAUGUGUCUGAGUUUUACGAUGAGAUCAAAAACUUUGAUCGUUUCGGCAAUGCCAGACAAAUAUUGGGAAACUCGCUUAUGAACAGGCUGGUGGAGAAGAGCAAGACAAAGCCAGAACUGGACCCUGUAAUUAUUUCGAAAUUUGAUCCAAAAACUGCCGACUUCAGCAAGUAUUUCCCUGUCAAGACGGCCCAGCAUUUUUUGGAGAGCAUCAACGCACAAGCCGACCAGCUGCCGGAAGAUGCCGACGUUUUUGACGAGGUGGUAGAAAUGAUCGAGGGCUGGUGCCACGUGGAGAAUCAUACUGGUUUUGACAACUGGAGCAUGCUUUUCCGAGAAAUUACAGUCGGAUGCUAUAAUUCAAGAAGCAAGAUUGAAUUCGACGAGGAGGAGUUUCAGGAGGUUCUUUUGAGCGCAGACCAUCGAAGCCAGGUGUUUCCACUUGUCCUGGAAAAUGGCUCUAGCUACUUGAUUAACGCAGACCGGACUGAAGACCAACUGGUGGUCAACGUGCUUGAAAUCUCAUUUAAGUCACGGGGAGCAAAAGAUGUGUGUAAGCCCUUUGCAGUGCGGCGUCUGAUUGAACUUUAUGGCUGGCAUAACCGCAGAAUGGUGAACAAGAUCAAUAUGGAUAAAUACUCAGUCCAGGGUUCGAAGUUGUACCAUGUUUUAUCUGGCUUCAUCUACUUUAUCCACUACUUUAUUUACCACGGCAGAUUUGAUGUACACUUCAAACCGGAUCAAAUGGAUAUUGACAGCCACAGUAUUGUGUUUCAGUCUAUGAUGCACAAGAUAGUUGACAAAGACAAAUCAGGCGUCAUUGAGGACUACGCAAGGUUAGUGAGAUAUAUAGAGGUGUAAUA
Ogataea polymorpha is the source of this 1386-nucleotide messenger RNA. RefSeq lists its product as uncharacterized. The coding region runs from base 17 to 1384 and encodes 455 amino acids. The transcript has a single exon. The record is from RefSeq and is a predicted model, not a curated record. Lineage: Eukaryota; Fungi; Ascomycota; Pichiomycetes; Pichiales; Pichiaceae.